UCAAGCAUGGGUGUCUAUUCCACCUCUAUCCAUGCUAUACUAAUUGACUUCUUGUGGAACGUAAAAUAUACAAAUCAGAAUUUUCAUCCAGUCGAUUAUACACAUGGUCCACGGUAAGACCGGAGGGUUCCUUACCUAAGGGAACGCCACAACUCAAACGCUGCGGCUCCACUGCCUUCAUUGUGUAUACCAGAGAUACCCAGUAUAUCUCCGAUUUCUCCUCCGUGCUUCAGCCUAGUCCCUGAUGGCGCACUCUUCAUCUCUUCCUCCAUCAAUCUAUUCUAUCUGAUGCACUGCGCGUGCGACAGAUCUAUAUUUCUCAGAACUUCUCGCCACAAGCAAACGAGUUCCUCUAGGCGAUAUGUGCGCAAACAGUUAAUCACAAGAUGCUGCAAUCUUGACUCGCACGGAUUAGUCAAUACCAAGUCUACCAGUUGACGUGGUUUGCAAUGUUGGUUGCGGUGCCAAGUCGCGUGUGGAGUGUUGGUCAGUAUAUAUGACACAUAAUAGGCGGUCUCGGCCGGAUGACGGUUCUUUGAACCCCAGAUCGAAUAGAGCACCUAUAGUCCUGCCAACAGGGGGUUUUUGUCAGCUUUGUUUAUUGUGCUUUUUGUAUGGGCGUGUUGUAGUAGCAGACAGAAUAUUGAAAGUGGUUGGUAAGUGGAAACAGAAUGAUGGUUAACUGAGGCUUGCCUUCGAAAGAGGGAACACAACCGUAUCUGAGAUAAGACAGAGCAGAGUUUGUAGCCUUUGAAUUGUCAUUUAGCGAGACUGACCA
This is a messenger RNA of Aspergillus candidus, 778 nucleotides long. RefSeq lists its product as uncharacterized. The record is from RefSeq and is a predicted model, not a curated record. Lineage: Eukaryota; Fungi; Ascomycota; Eurotiomycetes; Eurotiales; Aspergillaceae. Bases 497 to 682 code for a protein of 61 amino acids. The transcript has a single exon.